This is a messenger RNA of Strongylocentrotus purpuratus (purple sea urchin), 1481 nucleotides long. RefSeq names its product cytochrome b5 domain-containing protein 1. The transcript has 4 exons. Bases 93 to 737 code for a protein of 214 amino acids. Lineage: Eukaryota; Metazoa; Echinodermata; Echinoidea; Camarodonta; Strongylocentrotidae. The record is from RefSeq and is a predicted model, not a curated record.
AGCUACCAUAGUAUUCGGUAACUUGGCAACAACGCUGAAAUAAAGAAUUUUUAUGUAAGAAUCGUUCUUAUUUGAAGCUGAAAACGGGAAAGAUGCGUCCUAAAUAUUACACUCCCAACGAGGUAGCAGUGCACAACACGCUUAAAGAUAUUUGGGUGUCCUUCUUGGGUAAAGUUUACGAUUUAACGCCACUAUGUGAGAAGUACGAAGGGAGCAUUUUGUUAAAGCCUGUCGUCGCCAGCGCUGGAAAAGACAUCUCUCAUUGGUUUGACAAGAAGACAAAUGAUAUUCGAACGCACGUGGACCCUGCCACGAAGUGCGUCUUUCCCUACUCGCCUCAUGGCCGCUUUGUCCACAUCCCGCCCCCUAGUCCACGUACCGACUGGGCCAAUGACUUUGGCAGACCGUGGUGGAAAGACGAGGGGUACUGCAUCGGGAUCUUAUCCAAGAAGACAAGAAUGGUCAAGGUCAUCAACACUCUCACAUCACAAGAACAGAUUAUAGAGGUUUGCUCGGAGGAGACCAUGGAUGAAAUUCUCCAGCGGUACCUAAAGUGGAACGAGCACGCGGCCAGCUACACCUGGAAAUACGAGGGCGCGAACCUCGACAUGAACCAGACGCUGGAGGAGAACGGUAUCUCCGACGAGGAUGAGGAGUUCUACAAGCUGAGCAUGAACGAUGAUGAGUACCUUCGCGCUAUCCACCUCUACUUCAAUGACGACCUGACGGAAGCCUGAUGUCGAUCCCACCGUCGCUUGUCGAGCAAGAGUGCCCUUUUCCAUGCAAGGCACAAGAGUAGUGUUAAUUAAAACAUGAACUCAAUUUCAUAAAGCUGUAUUUUUCAUCAAGCGUCAAUUUAAGGAGCAAAUUUAUGGAUGCAUGCCCAACAUUUAUAAACAGGCCCGAUUUUGAUGAUCAAUAUGUAAUUUCACUUAGAAUAUCUUUCUUAAACUUCCUUCUGUUGACAGGAUUACCAAGACCUAUAUAACAAUGUGUUUAGACCAGAAGUCUAAACGACUGUAGGCAUUAAGCCGCUUCUUGAUUUAAUUCAAAGCAAAACUAUCAAGCUCUUUGCUAUCCUCGUAAAAAUUGGAAAGAUAGAGAGAGAGGAGGUGGGGAUGAUAUGUAUAUACCGGUAUUUAUGAAAGUGGUCAAUAGAAAAGAAACAUAAUAAGCAUUCUCAUUAAAGGGCAAUCCAACCCUUGUAGUAAGUUCAUUUGUAUGAAAGCAGAAAAAACAGAUUAACUGAAUGGUGACAGUUUUAAAUGAAUCGGACUAAUAAUAAGAGAAUUAUGAAUUUUUGAAAUAUGAGAUCUUGUGAAAAUGUAUAUCUGUGCAUAUAUGCAUGAAAUUUUAUUAUCAUACAUUUGUAAUGUGUUGUAAAUAUGUACAUUACAUUUGUAAAUAUAUGUAUUUAAAUAUCACCUUUUAGUGUUUUCAAAAUUAAAUAUCUAGCUAUAUUAAAACCUGUUUGUUGAUUA